Messenger RNA from Malania oleifera, 948 nucleotides. RefSeq names its product ethylene-responsive transcription factor ERF039-like. The coding region runs from base 95 to 691 and encodes 198 amino acids. The record is from RefSeq and is a predicted model, not a curated record. NCBI's taxonomy places the organism in Eukaryota, Viridiplantae, Streptophyta, Magnoliopsida, Santalales, Ximeniaceae. The transcript has a single exon. Gene Ontology annotation, biological process: regulation of DNA-templated transcription. Gene Ontology annotation, molecular function: DNA binding; DNA-binding transcription factor activity.
GAGCCUCCAUCAUCCUCCUCCUCCACUACCACCACCACCACCGGCACUGUCAGGCGGUUCACCACCUUAAAUUCUCAUUUUUCCAGCGACCCAGAUGAGUUUGGAAACCCCAGAAAGUGCAAGCGAAGCUAAACAAUGCACCAGUGAAAAAAAUGAGAGUAGAAGAAACCCGGGUAGGAACAAUGCCGGGAAGCACCCGACGUACCGCGGAGUUCGGAUGCGGACUUGGGGCAAAUGGGUAUCCGAGAUCCGCGAGCCCAGAAAGAAAUCCCGGAUCUGGCUCGGAACCUUCCCGGCGGCGGAAAUGGCGGCGCGUGCCCACGAUGUAGCUGCGCUGGCGAUUAAGGGUCGCUCGGCCCACCUGAAUUUUCCGGAGCUGGCGCCGGAGCUUCCCCGGCCGGCGACGGCGGCCCCCAAGGACAUCCAGGCGGCGGCUGCGAAAGCGGCCGCCGGCGUGUUUUAUCGGCCAGGCGAGUACGAGGCAGGCCGGCAGGAGAGGCCCCGGAGCUCGUCGCCGUCGGCGAACGGCGACGACGAUGCGGACGCGUUGUUCGACCUGCCGGAUCUCUUCGCUGAUAUGGAUGACCCGGCAGUCAACGGGUUUUGCUACCCGUCGUGGUGGGAACCACAGGGGGAAGCGAGCGCCGGGUACAGAGUGGAGGAGCCGUUCGCAUGGGAUUAUUGCUGCUAGAGAGUGUUGUGCCGUGUUUGGGAUUGUAAAUUUGGAGGGUUGGAGUAUUUUUUUUGUAUGCAGUUUUCAAUUCUGCAUUAGUUAGAUCUGCCUGCGCUUGCAAUUAAGAGGUUUUUUCUUUUUUCCUUUUUUUCUUUUUAAGGAAUGACUGGAGGUUCAAUUUUAAUUUUAUAGUAUUUUUUUUUUUUGCUAUACAGAGGAGCUCAAGUGGAUAGUAGUUAUGUGUAUUUAUCCAAUACAGCUUGGAAUUUUAAAAA